Messenger RNA from Pseudopodoces humilis (Tibetan ground-tit), 1014 nucleotides. Lineage: Eukaryota; Metazoa; Chordata; Aves; Passeriformes; Paridae. The record is from RefSeq and is a predicted model, not a curated record.
AUGGGGGGCUUCUCUGCGGAAUCCCAGGGAUUUUUAGUCAGGGUCACUGAGAAGCGCGCGACACCUACCAUCCCCCAACAGCACCAUCCAGUGUGGGUUGAUCAGUGGCCCCUAUCUGAGACCAAACUGCGCGUACUGGAAGCCCUCGUGGAAGAGCAGCUUGCCAAGGGCCACAUCACUGACCCUUGGAACUCCCCUGUCUUUGUCCUACGCAAACCAGGCAAGGACAGGUGGAGACUCCUUCAUGACCUCCGGAAGAUCAACGAUGUCAUUGAAGACAUGGGAUCCCUUCAGCCUGGCAUGCCCUCCCCUUCUAUGCUCCCCCGGGAUUGGAAGCUGGCCGUCAUUGACAUAAAGGACUGUUUUUUCAACAUACCCUUCCAUCCUCGGGACGCCCCCAGAUUUGCAUUCUCGGUUCCCUCUCCAAACAGACAAGCACCUUUAAGAAGAUACCAUUGGCUAGUCCUUCCCCAAGGGAUGAAAAAUUCUCCUACUAUCUGCCAAGGUUACGUGGCCCACAUCCUGUCACCUGUGAGGACCCUGUUCCCAGAUGCCGUCAUCCUCCACUACAUAGAUGGCAUCCUGGUUUGUGCUGCUGACGAUGACUAUCUGCACCGGACUUUACAAAAAACUAUCCAAUUGAGGACGCUGGAUUUGAGAUCCCUCUGCGGGUCCAUCAACUGGAUACGCCCUCUGCUUGGUGUAACAACAGAAGUCCUUGCGCCCCUCUUCAACCUGCUCCAUGGCAGCGAGAACCUCGAUUCACCAUGCUCCCUCACGCCGGAGGCCCGGGAAUCCAUCACCAAGGUCCAGGAGGCCCUGUCUUCGUGGCAAGCCCACCGCUAUGAGCCCAGCCUGCCCUUCCAACUGGAUGGCUCAGGGAAAUCCCACAAGUCAGUCAUGACUUGGAAGGACCCCAGGACACAGAAAUGGGAGUCUGAUGUCCAAGCAGUUGAGGGAUCAUCACAGAUUGCUAAAUUAGCAGCCGUCGUCAGAGCUUUUGAGAAAUUCUAA